AUGGAUGUUAAGUGGGGGAAGAAAGGUUUGGAUUCAGACAUCAAGCUCCGGACGUCCCCCCUGGAGGGGCAGCCUGGGCUGUACUGCUACCAGCCUCCAGUGCAGCAGAUGUACUGCCCCUCCCACCCUUUCCACCAGUAUCCCUCAGGAGGCAGCUAUCCUGUGACUUAUAUUACUUCUUCACACUACCCUUACCAAAGAAUUGCCCCUCAAAGCAGUCAAGAAUCCCAGCAGCCUCUGUUUCCCAAACCCAUCUAUUCCUACAGCAUCCUGAUCUUCAUGGCACUCAAAAACAGCAAGACAGGGAGUUUGCCAGUCAGUGAGAUUUACAAUUUCAUGACGGAACACUUCCCUUACUUUAAGACGGCUCCGGACGGCUGGAAAAACUCGGUGAGGCACAACCUGUCUCUGAACAAGUGCUUUGAGAAGGUGGAGAACAAGUCGGGCAAUUCUUCCAGGAAAGGCUGCUUGUGGGCCCUGAACCCAGCCAAAAUUGAUAAGAUGCAGGAGGAGCUUCAGAAAUGGAAGAGGAAAGACCCCGUUGCUGUAAGGAAGAGCAUGGCCAAGCCAGAAGAACUUGACACCCUGAUAGGCGACAAGAGCGAGAAGCUGCGACCUUCCCUCCUGCCCUGCAGCCCGCCGGGCGUUGCGGGCACAUCCCACUGCAGGCAGAUGGCAGCCCAGCCCCAUUCCCUGGCCGAGCCCUCCCUCUCCCCGAGCAUCCCCCCUUCCCUGCACGGCAUCCGCGCAGCAGCAGCGCUGCACGGCAAGAGCGCGGUACCCAACCUGCUCGGGGGGCAGCAGCCGCCCUGCUACCCGGCCCCGCACGGCUUCCCGCAACUCUCCAGCACUUUAAUGCAACAGUCGCCAGGCCCUCAGAGCCUGUUCCCGUCGGGGGAGGCUCAGAACGAGCUGCGCACCCAGCCCAGCACCGCGCAGGACUCGCCCCUGCCCGCGCAGACCCCCCCGCGCUGCGGGGGGAAGGGGCUGCCCGAGCCCCCCGCAGCCAGGACCGUGCAGGACACGCUCCUGCAGGAAGGAGACCUCAGCAACGAUAUCGAUGCUCUCAAUCCGUCCCUGACUGAUUUUGAUCUCCAAGGAAACCUCUGGGAGGAGCUGAAAGAUGACAGCCUAGCUGUGGAUCCUCUAGUUCUCAUUUCAUCAUCUCCAACACCCUCUCAGUGUUUCCCUUCUCACUGCCAGAUGGAGAACAGCACCAAUGGCAACAUCCAGCACGGAGCUCCCCACAGCAGCCUCCCCGACCUGCAGCUCACCACGCUUUACUCUGCCUUCAUGGACUUGGAUACAGUGUCUCCUGCCUACCUAAGUAAUUCUGGAUCCAAACCUAUAGCACUGAUGUGA
Molecule: messenger RNA, 1362 nt
Organism: Chaetura pelagica (chimney swift)
Lineage: Eukaryota; Metazoa; Chordata; Aves; Apodiformes; Apodidae
Gene: FOXN1
Product: forkhead box N1
Exons: 7
Coding region: 1-1362 (453 amino acids)
Biological process (GO): regulation of transcription by RNA polymerase II
Molecular function (GO): transcription cis-regulatory region binding; DNA-binding transcription factor activity, RNA polymerase II-specific
Source: RefSeq, a predicted model, not a curated record